Protopolystoma xenopodis is the source of this 273-nucleotide messenger RNA. NCBI's taxonomy places the organism in Eukaryota, Metazoa, Platyhelminthes, Monogenea, Polystomatidea, Polystomatidae. The record is from the annotation of a GenBank genome assembly.
AUGAAAACACUAUUCGAGCCUCAUUUCGGCCUAGUUGGUUCUGGACCCACCUGCUUUACGCAUUUCACGCUUCAGGGCCAUCACUUCCUCUUUCGACUACACCUCCUCGGGCAUGUCAUGGAUCAAUCUCCUGGGAGUCAUGUACAGGGUGUGACUGAGAACCUGCCGAUAUUGGGACAACAUCAGCCGCUCUCAAUCGACGUGACACAUUUGGAAGCUAGAGCCAGAGGUAGAGAAUACGGCGGAGGCAGGUCUAUGAAAGUCGAAAGCUGA